Engraulis encrasicolus (European anchovy) is the source of this 1102-nucleotide messenger RNA. It is a transcript of the gene stx12l, whose product is annotated as syntaxin 12, like. Lineage: Eukaryota; Metazoa; Chordata; Actinopteri; Clupeiformes; Engraulidae. Gene Ontology annotation, molecular function: SNARE binding; SNAP receptor activity. Gene Ontology annotation, biological process: vesicle-mediated transport; intracellular protein transport; vesicle fusion. The transcript has 10 exons. Gene Ontology annotation, cellular component: synaptic vesicle membrane; postsynaptic recycling endosome; SNARE complex. The record is from RefSeq and is a predicted model, not a curated record. Bases 140 to 955 code for a protein of 271 amino acids.
GGCUGGGUCUACACAACGUUCUUUGAUAAGACAAACUAGGUGGAACAAGAGGACCGUCGUUUCCCCAUCAAAUAUAGACCGAACCUCUGUCCCUUCUGCCUCAUCCAGUCUGUGGCAAUCUGAAGUGGCAAUCUGAAUCAUGUCAUACGGGCGGCCAGAGAGCUAUCGCUCAAAGCCACGGGAUUUCAACCACCUCAUUCAAACAUGCAGCUCCAAUAUCCAGAAAAUCACCCAGAACACUGGCCAGAUGAAGACCAUGCUGUACCAGCUGGGCACGAGACAGGACACGCCUCAGCUCCAGGAGAAACUUCAACAGGUGCAGCACUACACAAACCAGCUGGCCAAAGAGACCAACCGUCACCUGAAGCUUCUGGGAUCCCUUCCCCUCCCCCACUCACCCUCAGAGCAGCGCCAGCAGAAGAUCCAGAAGGAACGUCUGAUGAAUGACUUCUCGGCAGCCCUCAACAUCUUCCAGGCUGUGCAGCGCCGCGUGGCCGAGAAGGAGCGAGAGUCCGUGGCCAGAGCACGCGCAGCAAACCGUCUACCAGCGGACGAGGAACUUCGGAGGCCAGAUCAACGACUUGUGGCAUUUGGAAACAAUGAGGAGAGGAGUCCGCUACAGAUGCAAGUGGAGCAGCAGCUGCCCAUCACAGAGGAGGAGCUGGAGACCAUCAGGGAGAGAGAGACCAACAUCAGGCAACUAGAGUCAGAUAUUAUGGACGUGAACCAGAUAUUUAAAGAUUUGGCAGUGAUGAUUCAUGACCAGGGUGAAAUGAUCGACAGCAUUGAGGCACAUGUGGAGAGUGCCGACACACAUGUGGACCGGGGCGUUGAACAGCUCCAGAGGGCUGCAUAUUACCAGAGAAAGGCUCGUAAGAGGAAGUGUAUCCUGGCCAUCAUCCUGGCGCUGGUGUUGACCAUACUCGGCAUCAUCAUCUGGCAGGCCUCCAGAUAAGACCAAGCGUCACGUCACGUCACGUCACGUCACGUCACGACACGACACGACACGACACGACACGGCACAGAGUGUCACCUGUUACAAGCACAUGGAAAACAGAAGACUCAAAUACAGUGCAGGAUUAUAGCGUCAUAAUGGGGAAGA